AUGGAUCUCGAGUUGAGAAAGCUUGUUCUAAGCGUUCCAUUAUCGGGUUUUGAAGGAAAUAUGGGAAAUUUGCAUUGCAGGCGUUACAAACGGCAGUUCAACUUCUUCAAUUCACCGGGUUGGAUUCAAUUUGAUUCAAGAAGUUUCAUGUCAAUGCCACAACAACCGUUUCUUAAACUAACGAAUACUGGACAAUUCUCGCAACAAUGGCCGUCAGCAAAUUCGAUGCAAGUCAUCAACACUAACAAUCCAAACUCACAAUGGCCUCAACAGCGACAAUUUUUCGUUUCACCGUGGCAACAGCAACAACAACAACAACAGCAGCAGCAGCAGCAGCAGAAUAUGGCUCAAUGGCAAGCCCAAUGGCAGCAACCUCAGCAGCUCAAUGGCCGUGUUCAAUGGCAGCAGUCCCGGACGAAUUUUCCGACCCAAUGGCAGCAACCUCGAGGCAGUUCGCAACUCCAAUGGCAACAAGCACAACAACCAACAAAUAUGGCUCCACUGCAGCAACAACAACAGCAACGUAUGGUAUCAAGUCGGGCUGCGCAAAUCCAACCACUCCAACCACUGCAAACCGUUCAAACCACCGCACAACAGCUGUUUGCAGCACCGCAAACUCAAACAGCACCACCAGCCGCAGCAUUUUCGUCGGUGACCAGGCAGUGGUGGGAAACCACCACUCCAGCACCAGCAGCCGUAUCCAGCCAGCCGGCUCCAUCAUCCAGUCCGCAGAAUUUCUUCCAGUCCGCGCAAUUCUCAUCAGACGGACCCAUUCCACCGGCUCCACAACCAAGUUUUUCUGCGUCGUCAUUCGCUCAAACCGAACGGCAUAUGCCAAGCGUGAAGCCGGAACGUGGCGUUGCUCUGACACUGAACCGUGUCCGAUAUAAAGAUUUUAAGGCUCGUUUCGCGAAUUUUAUCCAUCGUUCUGCUGCUGCAUCAUAA
Messenger RNA from Anisakis simplex (herring worm), 945 nucleotides. The record is from the annotation of a GenBank genome assembly. Lineage: Eukaryota; Metazoa; Nematoda; Chromadorea; Rhabditida; Anisakidae.